This is a messenger RNA of Prosopis cineraria, 3541 nucleotides long. Its product is annotated as probable LRR receptor-like serine/threonine-protein kinase At2g24230. Gene Ontology annotation, biological process: protein phosphorylation. The record is from RefSeq and is a predicted model, not a curated record. The transcript has a single exon. Gene Ontology annotation, molecular function: protein binding; ATP binding; protein kinase activity. The coding region runs from base 647 to 3205 and encodes 852 amino acids. NCBI's taxonomy places the organism in Eukaryota, Viridiplantae, Streptophyta, Magnoliopsida, Fabales, Fabaceae.
UUCCCCAACAAAGCUUUCGAUAAAUUCACUGAGCUCAUUCACAGCGACAUUCCAAUUCAGUUCCCUUUUGAUUUCUAAAGCUCCCACCCGUUUCCUUCAAUAAUCUGAGUGCACACUUUUCCCCUGGAAAACUUGCACUUAAGCUUCGUUUCUUGGAAAUCGUUUUCUUCCUCUAAAAUAGUUUUUCUUUUCUCUAGCUUUUCAAGGCAAAACCAGUCAACCAGACAAAGCUUGUUUCUUCGUUUGGGCUUUCAUGGAUAUGUGCAUCACCAUUUGAGGGUCACAUUUCUCUGGAUAAAAGACUACAGCGUUUUUUCCCCCUUCAGAAUCGAUUUCUUUUGCACAUAAAAAGUAUUACUUGCUUUGUGUCCUUCUGCUUCUAUUCUUCUUGCUUUUAUUCUUCCCUCUCUCCUUAUCUCUGUACUUUUAAGCCCAGCGAGGCUCUUCUGUUUUCUGGGUUCAUGGAGAUUCUUAAUUUAAUGCAGUAAAACUUUUUGGCCUUUGUGUCGUUUUGAAACUAUCCAUUCUACGAGAUAUGCUCAUUCUGUUCUUGACCUUCGGAAAGGCGUGUUAGCGUGUUAGCGUGUUAUUGGAGGUUUUGGGAUCACUUUUCUUCAUAUUUAUCAGUUUCAGAAAUUACUUGGAAAUGGGUUGGGGGAUAUUUGGUUCAAUCGUAGUUCUGACGUUUUUCUUUGAGCAUUUGGCUUGCCAGCGACCAAAUACUGAUGAUUUCUUUGUGUCUGAGUUCUUGAAGAACAUGAGUGUAUCAUCAUCUUCUUCCCAAGCCUUCAACUUCUCUGCUUCUGUUUGUUCAUGGCCUGGGAUUUCCUGUGAUGCAAAUAAAGAACAUGUGGUUGAGUUGAAAGCUUCUUGUAUGGGACUUUCUGGGCCUAUUCCUGAUAACACCAUUGGCAAGCUCAGCAAGCUUCAGACUUUGGAUCUUAGUAACAACAAAAUCACUGCCUUGCCUUCUGAUUUCUGGAGCUUAGGCUCUCUCAAGAUUCUCAACCUCUCGUUCAAUGAGAUAUCAGGUUCACUUGCGAGCAACUUUGGCAACUUCGGUCUCCUCGAAACCUUUGACUUGUCCAGCAACAAUUUUUCUGGGGAAAUUCCUGAAGCUAUUAGCUCCCUUGUGAGUUUAAGGAUCCUCAAACUUGAUAAAAACAAGUUUGAGCAGAACAUACCUUUUGAGAUUCUACAAAUUCAAUCUCUAGUUUCUAUUGAUCUUUCACAAAAUCAGCUCAAUGGCACUCUUCCUGAAGGUUUUGGAGCUGCUUUUCCUAAACUUGAAAGCUUAAACCUUGCAGGGAAUAAUCUUCAUGGUCAUGAUUCAGAUUUUUCAGGAUUGAAAUCCAUUACUAGUAUCAACAUAUCUGAAAAUUCCUUUCACGGUUCUGUUCUGGGUAUGUUUCAGGAACAGUUGGGUGUCAUUGACCUUAGCAGGAACCAGUUUGAGGGUCAGAUUUCUCAGGUAAAGUUCAAGUACAAUUGGUCUCAUUUGGUUUAUCUGGAUUUGUCUGAGAAUAGGCUUGGUGGGGAAAUUUUCCAGUAUCUGAAUGAAGCCCAAAAUCUUAAACACCUUAAUCUAGCACACAAUAGAUUUGCAAGUCAGAAAUUUCCACAGCUUGAAAACCUCUCGAGAUUGGAAUAUCUGAACUUGUCCAAAGCUAAUCUGCAUGGCUACAUUCCUGCUGAAAUAUCACAGCUGAGCAAUCUGAAUUCACUUGACAUUUCUUUGAAUCAUCUUAUAGGGGGAAUUCCGUUUCUGAGAAGUGAAAACCUCCAAAUUCUUGACCUUUCAUACAACAAUUUGAGUGGAGAAAUCCCUCAACCUUUGUUGCAGAAACUCCCAUCAAUGGAGAAAUAUAACUUCUCUUAUAAUAACUUAACCUUCUGCUUUUUGGGAAUCAACCCCAAUAUCCUGCGAACAGCAUUCUAUGGAUCAUCAGACAAUUGCCCUCUUGCUGCAAAUCCUAAUCUUUUCAAAAGAACAAAUGAGCGCAAGGGGAUGAAGCUAGCUGUGGCAUUGACCCUCUCAAUGAUCUGCUUACUUUCUGGCCUUUUAUUUCUAGCAUUUGGUUGCAGAAGGAAAACAAAGUCAUGGGCAAUUAAGAAAACUUCCUACAAAGAAGAGCAGAACAUUUCGGGCCCCUUCUCGUUCCAGACUGAUUCAACUACCUGGGUAGCUGAUGUCAAGCAAGCAAACUCAGUCCCAGUUGUAAUCUUUGAGAAGCCUUUACUGAACAUUACAUUUGCAGAUCUCCUGUACUCAACUUCAAAUUUUGAUCGCGGUACCCUUUUGGCUGAAGGGAAGUUUGGACCUGUUUACCGAGGCUUUCUGCCCAGUGGCAUUCAAGUGGCAGUUAAAGUAUUGGUUGUUGGGUCCACAUUGACAGAUCAAGAAGCUGCAAAAGAGCUCGAGUAUCUUGGUCGAAUCAAGCAUCCCAAUCUUGUUCCCCUAACUGGAUAUUGCUUUGCUGGGGAUCAAAGGAUUGCCAUAUAUGAUCACAUGGAGAAUGGGAACUUGCAAAACUUUCUUCAUGACUUGCCACUUGGGGCACAGAGGACAGAUGAUUGGAGCACAGACACACUGGAAGGAGAUGACACAAAUGUAAUUCACAAUGCUAGCUCUGAGGGAUUAUCACUCUCAUCUUGGCAAUUUCGACACAAAAUUGCCCUUGGCACUGCUCGAGCAUUGGCAUUUCUUCACCAUGGCUGCUCACCUCCAAUCAUUCACAGAGAUGUUAAGGCUAGCAGUGUCUACUUGGACUACAACUUGGAGCCAAGGUUGUCUGAUUUUGGGCUGGCCAAGACUUUUGGAAGCAGCUUGGAUGAGGAGAUUGAUCGAAGCUCUCCUGGCUACGUUCCACCCGAGUUUUCUCAACCUGAAUAUGGCCUCCCAACACCAAAAUCUGACGUUUACUGUUUUGGGGUCGUUCUCUUUGAGUUAAUUACUGGGAAAAAACCAGUUGGGGAUGAUUAUCCUGAAGAGAAAGAAGGGACUUUGGUAAGUUGGGUAAGAGCAUUGGUAAGAAAGAACCUAGCUGCAAGAGCUAUUGAUCCCAAAAUUAGUGAUAGAGGAAUUGAUGAUCAAAUUGAAGAAGCCCUCAAGAUUGGUUAUCUCUGCACUGCUGAUUUUCCCUCCAAGCGACCUAGCAUGCAGCAGAUACUGGGACUUCUGAAAGAUAUUGAACCUACUGCUUAGUAGUGAAUGGGAAAAAAUCAAAAGGAAUUUAGUCUUUUUCUUUUGGUCUUCACUCCCUUUGAAUUUGCUGCCAUGGGGUUGUUUCAAAUGUUGGUUUCUUUCUUUCCUUUUUAGCUUCCAUGCUCUGUAGUGGAAGAAAGCUUUGAGGAACACACACACCAGAACUUGAUCUUUGAAUCUUUUACAGCUUGUUUUCUUCAUUAUGUAUACUAUUUUUGGUUUUCUUGGAAGAUGAAUGUUCCAUUAACUUAAUCCUUAGAACACAAUUAUUAUCAUUUAACUUUAGAAUUUGUUAUGGCCCAUCAAUAUAAUUCUGGUGGGAACUAUACUCUUUAA